Molecule: messenger RNA, 747 nt
Organism: Orycteropus afer afer
Lineage: Eukaryota; Metazoa; Chordata; Mammalia; Tubulidentata; Orycteropodidae
Gene: CFAP161
Product: cilia and flagella associated protein 161
Exons: 6
Coding region: 1-747 (248 amino acids)
Biological process (GO): cilium assembly
Cellular component (GO): motile cilium
Source: RefSeq, a predicted model, not a curated record
AUGGCACAGAACUUGUACGGUCCACGAGUCCGGAUGGGUAACUGGAAUGAAGACGUCUACCUUGAGGAGGAGCUCAUGAAAGACUUCUUAGAGAAGAGAGAUAAGGGGGAACUUCUUAUACAGAGAAACAGAAGACUAAAAGGGAUUCUUUUGAAACAGAUGCAGCUUUCCGUGUCUGAAGAUGGAUAUAUUCACUAUGGUGACAAAGUGCUGCUUGUGAAUCCUGACCAUCCUGAGCUGGAUGCUGAGUUGUUUUUGGCUGGUGACCUGAGCCUGUGUAUGACUCCAGAUGAAAUUAAAGCCCACCUGAGUGAUGAACUGGAGAUACCCUGUGGCCUGAGUGCAGCUCAAACCAAGAACCCGGUUGGCAGAAACACCUUCAUGAUUUUGAGUGUAGACAGAAAUGCCAUCGGUCAAGUCCUUAGAUAUGGGGAAGACUUUUGCCUUGGCAUAACGGGAGGAUUUGAAGACAAAAUGGCAAAUAAAAAAAUCCUCAUCAAUCACUGCCACACGAAUCGGGGACUGGCGGUCCAUCGGCAUCUUUUCCUAAGUACCUACUUUGGAAAGGAAGUUGAGGUUGCCGCUCACACAUAUUUGGAUUCGCACAAAGUUGAAAAACCAAAAAAUCAUUGGAUGCUGGUCACUGGAAAUCCCAGAAAGGACUCACCCACCAUGUUGGACCUGCCCAAACCCCGGGCAGAGGACACCCAAGCCAUGGAGCAAGCCAUGAGCCUUAACGCACAGUAA